AGAAGUCAAAAAGCUACCAAAGGUCCCUCAAGGCAGUGGACCCGUUGCUGCAUCACUAGACAGGGCCCUGCAGGGGAUGCAAGUUAAGAGGCAGGCGUACCUUGGCAAGUCCUUUGUCGGGAACCAUGUCCACAAAUGCUUGAAGGAGGAGAACAUUGCCAUUAUUACAACAGCAAUCGUGGAAACAACAACCAAACUCUGCCCGUCCCUUAAAGAGGAAGCAGAAGAAGUUGCUGCAUCCUACAGGACUCUGCUGAAUCUUUAUGGCAGGUGCCACAGGGCCUUUAAUUUGAAGCAUUUCAUGACUGACGAAGACAUCUCCCAACUUGACCAUGACAUCAAAGCAUACCUCAUCUUUUUCCGGGAGAAAUGGCCAACUGAAACAAACCCCCUAAACUUCAUUUGACUGAAGACCAUAUAAUACCAUGGCUGAGGAGGUGGAGAGCACCAUUUGGGUUGAUGGGAGAGCAGGGAAUUGAGAGUCUACACUCUCAUCUCAAUACAAUUGAAUCCGAUCUUAGAGGAUUUAAUAAUUCCCUAGACAUACUCCUUCAUACUGUCAAAACUCACUGGGUCCACAGCAACCCUCGUUGUUAUGGGAAAGAAGAGAACAAGAGUUAGUUCUUCUUGUAUAUGAUAACA
Molecule: messenger RNA, 642 nt
Organism: Strongylocentrotus purpuratus (purple sea urchin)
Lineage: Eukaryota; Metazoa; Echinodermata; Echinoidea; Camarodonta; Strongylocentrotidae
Exons: 3
Coding region: 77-406 (109 amino acids)
Source: RefSeq, a predicted model, not a curated record